This is a messenger RNA of Phymastichus coffea, 4946 nucleotides long. RefSeq names its product CCR4-NOT transcription complex subunit 9-like. Lineage: Eukaryota; Metazoa; Arthropoda; Insecta; Hymenoptera; Eulophidae. The transcript is spliced from 3 exons. The coding region runs from base 755 to 1702 and encodes 315 amino acids. Gene Ontology annotation, biological process: mRNA catabolic process; negative regulation of translation. The record is from RefSeq and is a predicted model, not a curated record. Gene Ontology annotation, cellular component: CCR4-NOT complex; CCR4-NOT core complex; P-body.
UUAAGGUCAGAACGCCUUCGAGAAUAGACGAUGCCGUUAUAAAUUUCGUUUCUCUUAUAAACUACCUAACUACCAACCUAUUAUCACGGAACAUGACCAGGACGCUGUUUGUUUAACUGUUACUUUAAAAUUCAUAGUGCUAUAAAAGGAUAUAAUAGGAAAUAUUAAAAUUUAUGAUUUGUCGGGAAGCGGUCAUUGUAAUUUUUCUUGAGUAUAUACCUAAGGGAGACAAUCCAACUUUCUAUCCUUCACCGGAGGAUAAUGGAGAUUUUAAAGAGAAGACGCAGUAGCCACAACCCAAUUAUGUUAAUUUUUCGAAUAGAAAUAGAUUCCUAAUUCGCCUUCUCAUUAGUGAGGACCAGGAAUUAGGAGUGAACCUCUAAAGUGGCGCCGCCUGGUAGUCACCGAUCCGUGCUACACAAUAUAAAUAGUGUAUAUAUCUAUAUACAUACACCGUAGCAUGCUGCAGUCUGCACAGUGCACGCGCUUUCAAAGCUCAGAGCAGAGCCGAACGCAAAGCCAGUCGGUUUAUUUUUCUAUCCUCGUUUUCCACCGUGAUCCUCCCUAAUAAGUCAGUAAAAUGUUUAACUCACAUUCGGUUUAAAAUUAUGAUCGCAGUGUGAUGUCACUACAAUAAGAUACUUUUUAUCGUUGUCCAAAAAAGUCAUUAACAAGUGUUCUAAUUCAAGUGAUAGAAAAACAACGAAAAGAUUAGUAUUAGUAUUAAAUAACAGAGUGCAAAAAAAUAAAAACAAUGAAUUCGCAGCAGAAUGUAGCAGCGAUGCAAGCAUUAAUUGACCGCGAGAAAUUCUACAACUCGAUAAUCGAGUUGUUGAACCCAGAGACACGGCAGAAUGCCCUUGUUGAGCUGAGCAGGAUGCGCGACGCUCUGCCAGAUAUAACACCGAUGUUACGGAAUUCAUUUGAUACCGUUACAUCCCUUCUUCAAGAAAUUAUCUACAUUUAUCCGGCUAUCAAAUCUGCCACCCUCACUACACAUGAGAGUAACCGCGUCUGCAAUGCUCUUGCUUUGCUCCAGUGUUUUGCUAACAACCCCGAAACCCAGCCUUUUUUUAUUCGAGCACGGAUUCCAUUAUUCUUGUAUCCUUUCCUAGAUACAGAUAAUAAAACUAGACCAUUCGAGUAUCUGCGAAUGAACAGUUUGGGAGUAAUUGGAACAUUAGUGAGAAGAAAUGAACAAGAAAUUAUUCCAUUCUUAUUAAUAACAGGAAUGAUUCCUCUGUGCUUGAAAACCAUGGAAAAUGGUUCUGAACUCAGUAAAACUGUGGCUACCAUUAUAAUGUACAAAAUUUUAGUGAACAGCAAUGGUUUGUCCUACAUAUGUGAGACCUAUGACAGAUUUAGUCAUGUCACAAGGUUUUUUGAAAAGAUGCUGUUAUGUCUGGCCAAGGACCCUUCUGUACGUCUUUUGAAGUAUGUUAUAAAAUGUUAUCUGCGGUUGUCUGACGAUCAAAGGUAUUUUAAUAUUUUUAAAUUGCUAGAUUUAAUAAUCAUGUUUCUACUAUUAACAAAAGUACAAUUUAUAAAAUAUAAUUUAUUUUUCAGAGCUCUAUUAGCAUUAAGAGAAUGUUUACCAGAUCAGUUAAAAGAUAACACCUUUACACAUUGUUUACAAGGUGAUAUUUUAGCUAGACACUGGUUGCAUCAGUUGUUAAAAAAAUUGGGACCUGGUUUCAGUUGAGUCAAGAUACAAGGGCCAUCAACAAGUUUCCUUUGACUUCUUAAUAAGUGAAACUUAGGCAGCUCAAUAUUGUUAACUUUAGGAUAUAGGGUUGUUACAUGCUUGAAAGCCUCUUAUGUUUGUAAAAAUCAAGACAAUUUUUAAAAAUGUACAAAAAUGCACAAAGGUAAUAUUUUUAUAAUGUGUGAGAUACAAAUAGAAUUAUUGCGAAAUCUUUAAUGCUCAAUUUAUGAAGUUAAAUUUAUAAUCAAGCAAAUAGUUUCCUUAAAUUUUGAAUAAUGAAAAUCAAAAAACGUUUAAUUUUCAAUGAAGUAUACAUUCAAGUAAAUUUAUCAGAUCCCUAAUAUUAUAUUUCAUAAUAUUAGGGACUGUGGUGAAAAUUUGAAUAUAAAAAAUAUUAAAUUACUUUUCAGUGUAUUAUUAUUGUUAAAUGGAUCUGGAACGUUGUUUUUUUCUUUUUAUUUAUAAAAUUAGCAGAAUAUAUUUUAUUAAUCAGAACAAAAGUAUCAAUAUUUUUCAUACACAGACACUUAUAAUUAUUAGUUAAGAAAAAAUCUAAAAUAUCAAACAUUUUCGUGAACGUAAAUUGUGGCAACCCAAAAAAACCUUUCAGUAAAAUUGAAGUAAAUUGUACAUGUCUUAAGUUAUGGAAAACGUUGAUUUGAGAUUUUUACAAUGUAAUGUAGAUUAUCUAGUAUCAACCACUUUUAUUAAAACUAGUCGAUUGUGUUCUCUAUAAAUUUGUUAAUAUAAUAAAAGUAGAAAUUACAUAAGAUUUGUAAUAAGGUCUGAAAUUAAUCUUACUUUUAAUGUGAAAAUAUUUAAAUUCUUGUCAUAAAUCCAAUUGUAUAAAAUAAAAAUGCUAAGAAAUAGUGACUUUCAUGUGUGCAAAACACGAUUAUGGGGAUGAAAAAAAGGUCGUGUAAUUUACACAUGCCAGUUUUUAUUUGUAAAUAAUCUUAAUUCUAUGGUUGUUUGCUUAGCUUAAAGAAGUGUGAAUGGUUGUUGUACAUCUAUAAAUGAAAAAUAGGUAAUAUAAUAGUAAAUUUAUGUAUUUUAUUAAGAGAUAAGUUGAGACUUACUAAUAUGUAACAUAAUUAUGUAAUUUAUUUGUUUUUUCAAUAAAAACAUAUUUUUCUUACAAAUCAUUUUUUUCAACAUAAAUGCAAUAAAAAUUAUUGCUUAAAAAAUAAUAUUUUGGAAGUAUAUGAACAACAAUUAGACUUUUUGAUUUUUAAGUAUCACAUUAUUUUUAAAAGAAGUUACACAAGUAUAGAAUAAAAAUUAAUAAAAAAGCUAGUUUUUUUAGUAACACCUUGCACUACCUGAUAUCACAAAUUCUUUAAGGCAGGUCACAUUUAUAAGGCCAGGCAUAAUAUAACAGCGUAUUAAAGCAUACUUUAAUACAUUUCAAUAACCAUAGCAAAGAUUUUUAAAGCAAUUGGGUAAUCCUGUAGCUCAUGUUAGGCAAAUUUGGCUGAUAUCCCAGCUGAAUGGUCUUAUAUGGUUGAUAUUCUUUUUAGUAAUUUUGGCUCUUUUUCUUCUGAUUUUCUGUUUCAUUAGGAGUUUUAUUUUUAUUAAAAUUUUUAUUUAGAUGCAUUUGAUAAUUAUCAUCUUCAGUAUUGUUGUCAUAUCUAUUAAAUACUAAAUUAUAACACAAAAAUUCUUGAUUAAUAGAAAUAUUAUUGUUUCUAUCAAUAUUAUUCUCAAAAUCCACAUAAAAAUUAUUUCUUAUUUUAUAAAAGACACAAUUGCUUUUGACUGGACUAACAUGUAUUAAUUUUACCAUGAAAAAGAAAGACUUCCAAAGUCAUUCAUAUUUCAUAGGCUAUAAUGUGGUAUAUUACAAUCGAUAUAAUAAAGAAAUAAAAAAGCAUAUUGAAUAAUAGAAUCAAAUUUUUAAGAUUGCAAAAGGAUGCUCAUGAAUUAAGAAAUUUAGCUUCUGUACUGAUAAAAUGCGCAUAUCAGUAAAGCUAUCAUAUAUAAGUCAACUCCGUACACUCGAUUAAAUGCUAACGCCGGGACGUAGAUAACCAGGGGUACUCUAUGUAAAGUAACUGCAACAAGUGGAAAAUCGCUCUUAAUAACCUGUCCCGCGGCGUUGUUUGAUUCUAAACGCGCGAUAAUCUUAUUGGACCGUUUCAAUUAGCAACAGACUAUUUUCAGAUUUUUUUGUUCUAUUGUCUAAAAUUACUCACCAUUUUAAUGAGAAAGAUGAUUGAUCCUAUUAUGCUUACGACGUGGUUGAACCUUACUUCGAAAUAUUAAAAAGAAGCGAGCCAAAUAGAAAAAGAAAUUGGCGAUGUAAUUGAACAGAUAUAAAUGUAUAUAGACAAUAUACGAGUGCAUAUCUCGUAGGAGAGGAUGUAAUUUGUAGGCCAUAAAAGACCGAAGAUAAUAACAACGACUAUGAUCAAUGAGACGAAGCAGUCGGCGAUUGAUGCACCAAAACUGGGUUCGGGUUUCAUUCGUAUACAUACAUUUCGGCCGGAAAUCCUAAUAUCGCUAUACCCAAUAUAUUAUAACUAUUGACACAAUUAUGUAACUGUGUCAAUAGUUAUGUUUUUAUGUUAGAAAUGAGUGUCGUGACAAUACACGAAUGCAAAGAAAUUCAACGGUCCCAUUCUCUUAUAAAAACAACGCGUUACCUUGCGAUGAGCAAUAUGUUUAUAGGGAACAUCUGUUUUGGCAACUAACGAGAUAUUCCUGUAUAUCAUAACAACCAUUUCACAGAUAUUUUCCCUUAUUGAUGUGUAGAAAAAAUUUUUUUUUAGAAUAACUAGAAUCUUAACAAUUUUCUAUUUUGGUACGACUUUUAUAUCUUUGAAAAUGAUAUUUUUCACAAUGAACCUUUUUAUAUUACAAAUGUACUUGAAAUGUAGCAAGUAGAAUAAUUUUUAGAAAUAAUAAUAUAUCUACUUAUUUUUGCUUAUCCAAUAAUAAAUUGUUUUUAUUUUAAUUACAGUACUAAUAAUGUGUAUGUGUCAAAUAACUUUUAUUUUAAUGCAAAACACUGAUCUAUUUCACUCAAGAACUUUAAGAAAUAAUAACUAUUUUUGAAUCGGCAAAAUACUCUUUAUAUACAAGCUAAAUCUUAUGUAUACAUUACUACAUGUUACGGAAUAUGUAUUUUUUUAUAAAAUAAUAAGGAAAUUCUGACAUUCAAGUUCUAUUAAACAAUCUAUAAGUAUCAACUUAUGAUCAAGAUAAUUAUAAAUUUAAAAAUAUACAUAUACAAGCAGAA